ACUUGUUGAAACUUGUUGACACUAGAGGGCGCAAUUCAUGAUGAAGAAACUUCUUCGAAACUGACGUUCACGACAAUUAAUGCAAUUUCUUAAUUUUGAUGAACAUGGAUACUUCUACGUCCGGUUCAUGCGGAGCAAGGUUUGCAAAGCUAGAGGACUAUCUGUGCCACCAAAAACCUCCAUGCAAUGACGGCCAGGAAUUCAAUUCCACAGAAUUGGAAAAGUCGUCUAGUUUGGUGCUGGGUGAGGGUGACCAGACCAUAGCUUCAGACGAGAACGCUGUCAUUGUGAGCACCGAGACUGACACAGUCACACUCCAGGAAGCUUUGGACGAGACGGAAGAUGGGUUGCAGAAACAGGAACAAAGCGGACACAAUGCAGUUUUACCUGAGCCAGAGACAGAACUGGGGACCAUUUUCAUCUGCAAGGAGUGUAACAGAUACACAGCCAUCCUCGCAGAUCUCAAGAAACACCUGCUGGAAUUGCACAAUAUACCCCUGGACUCGGAAGGUGAUAUUUUACGCGUGCUGCCCCUUAAUUCGCUGGUCAGAAGAAAAGAUGUGGACAAAAACUCAGUGCCGAGAGAGAAGAGGAAAAGGGGGCGGCCAAAAAAAUAUCCCGGGAAAAACGUUGAUAUUCCUUUCACCAAGACUGGGCAAGUGAUGCUGGAAGAUUCAGAAGAACUUGCUGUUAUGAUGACAGCCACGACGGAAGAAAAAUCAAACAUUGGAAGUGGCGAAGGGGCACACCGUACAAAGAGGGGGCGACCGAGAAAGACAGAGGAACAGAGAGAACAAGAGAAGCAGAUGAUGAUUGAGAGGAUACAAAAGGAGUUGGAAUGUGAGAGGAGUCAGACGUCAGAGGAGAAAAUAUGUCUGACCUGCGGAAGGGAAUUUGCGAGGGCACGUCAACUCAAGAGCCAUCGCUGCCAGGGUGGGGAUCCCGAAAGCAAAAGCGACGCUGACGGUGAAGAUGAUGGUUUGGCCACACAAAACAUAGAGAGUCUCUGCAAUGGAGGGCCUGGAAUGGAUCUCCCUAACUUUGACCUUGGGAAAAUACCCGAGAGGCUGGACUUAACUGAACGCACGAUCCCACAGACCCUCAACGACAAGGCCUUACCGGACUUGCGGAUCAACAAAUCCCAAGCCCUGAAAGUUUACACCUGUCCUGUAUGCAGGAAGGUCUACAAGACCAAGCCCAGCCUACUCGUACACUUGUCUACUCACACUAAGGAGAAACCCUUCAAGUGCAGCGAGUGUAGUUACAGCUCUUCUGUCAAGAGUAACUUGAAGAUCCACAUGAGGAAGCACACUAACGAACGGCUGCACUGCGACGUCUGCAACUACAGCUGCAUCAGCAAAGGCAACUUGAAAAAACACAAGAGCACGCACGGCCCCAAGCAGACCCCUAUUUACUGCAGGCUGUGCAGUCGUCGGGCCUACACGCACACUCACCUGCUACGCCACUUGGAGUCGGAGCACGACAUCCAGUCUGAUUCGAUGGCUAAACGUUACUACGAGGAGCAGAAAUUAAAAUGUCGAGUUGGCCAACGGAAUCUACUCUACCAGUGCCACGUCUGCAAUCGUAAAUUCAAAGACAGACGAUCCCAUGAUGCACAUGUGCUGUUGCAUCGACCCACAAAGCCUUUCAAGUGUGCAUUGUGCCCUUACGCGUCUGUCAGGUACGAUGCCAUUGAAGUGCAUGCCAAGAGGCACUGGUUUAUUUACACCUGCCAUUUAUGUCGCGCUAAAGUCUUGAGCGUUGAGCUCCUAAAAACUCAUUUGCAUACGCAUGAAAUUCCAGAUGGUUCGAGCCAAGACGGCUUACUGGAGCAGAGCAUCAGGACAAGUAUGUACCAGACCGAUCCCAUAGAGAAAGAAUUGGUGAAUGAGCACAACAGAAGGAAUGGACUUGCAUUGGAAGGGAGGAACGAAAAGAGUCCUCACACAGAAAACUUUCAAGGAGACCAGGCGAAUGACAUGGGGAAGCAAACUGAAUUCCUCAAGACGGAAUACUUCAAAGUUCUGAGUACAUCAGCCGUUGACUCGUCAGAAUUGCAGGAAAUCAGUGAAGCGUUCGCCAAGCUUAACUUCAAGAAAUUAAGCUUGGACUUGCUCAGGGAGAUUCAUGCUUUAUACGGCGACAACGAGUGUCCUGUCUGUGGUAAGCUAUUCCGCUACCGUGCUCAGCUUAAAGUUCAUGAGAAGACGCACGAAGAUGAGAAAAACUUCAAGUGUAAUCUUUGCCAAUACUCGUCACACACCAAGCAAGGAUUGAAGAGGCAUGUGGAUACGGUCCAUGUCGGGACAAGGUUGAAGUGUCCGACAUGUGACUUUGAGACCACAAGCAGCACCUACCUGUUGGCACAUCGGAAGAAGCAGCACAUGGACUCUGAGGUUUUUCAAUGCACUCAGUGUGAUAUGUCUACGGCUAGCGAGAGAGAGAUGAAAGAUCACAUAGCAGCUCAUCAUGCUGAGCUGCCCAAGUCAGAGCUGGAGAAGAUCAUGGGAAAACACAUCCACAUCCGUAGCCGAUCUGGCAGUGUAGCGAGCCACCGGUGUAGGCUCUGUGGUGAAGUCUUCAGAAGGGUCUGCGAUCUGCGUCGCCACCUCUGGUUCCACAGCGGCACCAACCCUUACAAGUGCCGGUUGUGCAGGUUUGUGGCUCGCACCGCGCAAAACCUGCAGAUCCACAUGCUCAAGCACUCAAAUGCCCGGAUGCAUCUGUGCCACCACUGCGGCAAGAUGUUCAAGAUGAAGAGCGCCCUCAAGGCUCACUGCAUGUCGCAGCACCCAGCAGACAAACUAGUCAGCUGUCCUCACUGCCAGUUCACGACCAACAACGAGAGCCUCUUGCAGCGCCACAUGGGUGUCCACGUUAACCUGCCCUCCCAAACAUUCCGCUGCUUCCAGUGUACACAGUAUACAGACAGCAAAGACACCCUGCGAGAACAUUACCAACAAGACCAUCCAGACACUCCUUUUGAAGAGAGUCUUUCUUAUGAAGUCCCGGAAGAGAAAAUCACAACCCUCAACAUCAGCAUCAACCACAAGGACGGAGUCUUGCAGUACAAGUGCAGCCAGUGUGACGUUCUCCUCGUCAACAAUGGUGAGUUGGGACAGCACCUACGUGACGUCCACGGCCUUGCGAUCACCAGCAUCGCUGAGGGGGAGGGAGGGGAGAUGGACCCAGAGCAGCUUGCCACUGGGAAUCUCACAGGCCAGGCAGACUUGAAUGGUCUCACUCAGGAAUCACACACUGUACAACUAGCCGAUCAUGCAGAGGAUGAGAGCACCAGUGCUAUGCAGUUACUUCAACAUAUCAUCGAUAUACAGAAAAUAGCUGAAGCAGACAGAGCCAUAGGUGACACCAACCAGGCACAGCCAUACACUGCAGAAGAUAACAAUCAGGGGAGUGAACAUGACAGGAUCCCAGAAUCCAUUACUGCAGUUAACUACUUGACUGCAUCAGAGAACCUGACUGACACACAUGGUGACGGUUACACCCAUCAGAGUCAACCCAACCUACAAGUUAUAGAGAGUUGUCAAGUGAUUGGCCAGCCCAUCCAGCAUGAUGGGUCAUCUGAGGACAUUCCAGUUGCUGUCUUUGAGCAGGAGGUCGCGGACGGGGUCACGCUGGAGCCUGAGGGUCACAUAACCUACAUUCUGUCUGAGGAGCAGCAACCGUCUUGAUUAAUUUGGAAGCUUGACCAUUGUGAUAUUCAUCAGUAUAAAGUAGAAAGAUGUGUGUGCUUUAUGACUCUGGCAUGGGCGUGUCCUGAUAAUAUUUUAGCAUUGAGGAACUGGGAGUGGCUAGAUCAUGGAAGGGAGGGGCAGGGUGGGGCAGAGAGAUAAACCCCACCCAUUUGUUGAAAUUAGUUUAUCUGAAGUGCUAAAUUGCCUGUUAUUAAAAUUUUGGCGAAUUUUGGCCCACACAUUUUAGUAUGCAAACCCCUACAUUUGUACUCCACUCCGUUUUGGUAAUUUUAUUCCGCUUUUUCAAAACAUUUUGGAUCCCCCUUUCACUGUCAAGUUGUGGAUGAUCUAAUUCUUUUGAAUGGACUGACAUGAAAUUUCCUACUUGAAGAUCUGUAAAGACAGUCUCCUUUCAUAUAUAGCAAUGAUGGCAAAGAAACACGGGGUGGGGAGGGCACAGACCUCUGAGCAGGAGGCUUGCCCUCUGUGACUCCCUCUUCCUUUGGAGCACUCCAAUAGCAACUUGAUUGUUCAAGUUUGGAGAUAAUGUGAAAACCUGAUUUGCAGGCUCUUCCUAAUUAGAAAACUCUUUCAAAAUUGUGAAUAGGUGAUUCUGAUUUAAGAACAAUAAAAUGUUGGAAGUUAUCCAAACUUGGAAGUUA
Molecule: messenger RNA, 4357 nt
Organism: Patiria miniata (bat star)
Lineage: Eukaryota; Metazoa; Echinodermata; Asteroidea; Valvatida; Asterinidae
Product: zinc finger protein ZFAT-like
Exons: 7
Coding region: 99-3692 (1197 amino acids)
Biological process (GO): regulation of transcription by RNA polymerase II
Cellular component (GO): nucleus
Molecular function (GO): sequence-specific DNA binding; DNA-binding transcription factor activity, RNA polymerase II-specific
Source: RefSeq, a predicted model, not a curated record